GCAAGGUCACGUGAUCCGCCUAAAGGGAGAGUAGUAGUAAAGUUUUUAUGAGUGUACUCUCCAACACAAGUCUCAGGUCACUGCACAGGAUGGAUGAAGAUGAGAGAGAUCCCCCAGCAGUACUGGACGUCACUUCAGUAUCUCUAAAUAGAGAGCAGGAGCCUCUCCUGAACACUUCUAGUGGCUACAACAAGCACUCACCAGGAGGAACCUCCUGGAAAGAAAGAGCUAAAGAAUUCUGUUAUGGAGGACUGAGAGGGAGAGCCUGUUUCCCUCAGUAUCCCUCGUACGAGCUGGUUGAGAACUGUCCCUGUAUCUUCACUCCAUUCCAUUACUUUAUUAAGGACAGACUCCCAAUCAUCGGUUGGAUAAGGAGGUAUACUCUUAGACACUUGAUAUCUGACAUAAUCGCUGGACUGGCAGUCGGUCUAAUGGUCGUACCACAAGCCAUAGCCUACGCUGGUAUAGCAGGACUGCCGCUACAGUAUGGGCUCUACUCAUCAUACAUGGGAGUGGUAGUGUACAUGUUCUUUGGCACCAGUAAAGAUGUUACUCUUGGCCCAACGGCCAUCAUGUCACUACUGACAGCUUCAAUAAUUGGAUCCAGCGACGGGUCAGGAGAAGAGAAGGUUCCCUUAGCGAUCCUCUUGACACUCCUCUCCGGUAUGGUCCAGUUUAUCAUUGGAAUGUUGAAUUUAGGGUUCCUCAUUGAUUAUAUUCCCCUCCCAGUCAUCAGUGGAUUCACAUCAGCAGCUGCCAUUACUAUUGGCUUUGGACAAGUUAAGUCCUUAUUAGGAAUUACUAAACAUGUCCGUCGUCCAUUCAUUCAUUGUGUCUACGAUACCUUCAGAUACAUCUCCCACUGGAGACCUUGGGACUUUGCUUUGGGAACUGUUUGCAUUAUAAUCGUAAUAUUUCUAAAGUAUUUCAAGUCACACAAUGAAAGGAUCUUUAGUAAAUUGGAAGAGACAAAUUCUUCAAAACUUUAUCACAAAAUAGCUCACAAGUUCCUUUGGAUACUGUGCACAGGUCGUAAUGCUGUCAUUGUUAUAUUAGCUGGUCUCAUUGGUUUUUCUAUUGCUGAGUCUUAUGGCUCUAAGGAUCAGGACUUUCUGUCACUCGUUAACUAUACAAAGGAUGAUGGAAUAGAACUACCUCCUGUAUUUAUACCAGCAUUAACUAUUGCAAAUAUUAAAAUAUUAGGUACAGGUAUCAUCAUAGCACCUUUUAUUGGAUUCCUUGAAAGUAUUGCUAUCUCUAAAGCAUUUGCUCGUCAGAACAACUACCUCAUCAACCCAACCCAAGAGCUGAUAGCUCUGGGCCUCUCUAAUGUCGUCAGUUCAUUCUUUGGGUCUUAUCCAGUCACUGGGAGCUUCUCAAGGACGGCAGUUAAUUCUCAAAGUGGUGUCAAAACUCCAGCAGCAGGAAUAGUGACUUGUGUUGUUGUCCUGUUAGCUGUUAUUGUUUUUUCUCAAGGAUUUGAUUACAUUCCUAAAACCUCCUUAGCUGCCAUCAUCAUAUCAGCAGUAGUGUUCAUGAUCGACUUUAAAAUACUCUACAAGAUAUGGACAAUGAAAUUAAUAAUGGAGAACAUUCCUUUACUGGUUUCAUUCCUUGGUACAUUAGUCUUAGGUAUUGAGUAUGGUGUUCCCGUGGCAACCGUUCUCUCUCUAUCCAUCCUGUUGUACAGGCACGGACGGAUCAGACAUGAUGUAAUAGUGAAAGGGAAUGAAAUCAUUGUCACGUUUAAUGGCGGGUUGACUUACCCUGGCUCUGAAUAUGUAUGGAAGAGAAUUAGAAAUGAAAUUAAUGAACUCUCACAAUCGCUCCCUGAAGGAGAGAUGGUAACCAUGGUAACGUUUGAGUGCAGUUCAAUGCCUGAGAUUGAUUAUACAGUAGUUGAGGGAUUAAGGAUUGGUUGCAAUGAGUUGAAGGAUAAAAGCAUUAAUGUGAGGCUGGUUCAUGUCCAGCUCCAUCUCUUAGACACUUUAAAAAGAGCAAGACUACCAAAUUUACACAUAACUGCUAGUAUUGAAGAAGCUUAAAUGCAACUUUACCUUAAAAUUUGUUAGCGAAAUAUUUAUUAUAAAAAUAAUUUAUUGCUGUUGCUAAUAU
Molecule: messenger RNA, 2115 nt
Organism: Amphimedon queenslandica
Lineage: Eukaryota; Metazoa; Porifera; Demospongiae; Haplosclerida; Niphatidae
Product: sodium-independent sulfate anion transporter-like
Exons: 17
Coding region: 48-2045 (665 amino acids)
Biological process (GO): transmembrane transport
Cellular component (GO): membrane
Source: RefSeq, a predicted model, not a curated record